Molecule: messenger RNA, 1983 nt
Organism: Chelmon rostratus (copperband butterflyfish)
Lineage: Eukaryota; Metazoa; Chordata; Actinopteri; Chaetodontiformes; Chaetodontidae
Product: myelin basic protein-like
Exons: 4
Coding region: 147-488 (113 amino acids)
Biological process (GO): myelination
Cellular component (GO): compact myelin; internode region of axon; neuronal cell body
Molecular function (GO): structural constituent of myelin sheath
Source: RefSeq, a predicted model, not a curated record
GGACCUAGAAUAGGCUAGCUUUUUUUUUCCCCUCCCUCCCUCUCUUUUCUCUUUUCCCUCCUCUGUCUUUCGGUCUCUCACUUAAGAGAGCGACAAGAACCCCACAUUUGACAAACACAAACAUACUACCAACCACUAUUACAACCAUGGCAUCUGCAAGCAGCUCUGCACAGGCCGCCUUCGGGCUGGGCCGCAGGAAGAAGAACCCCGGCCUCCUGGAUCAGAUUGGAAAGUUCUUUGGAGGUGACAAGAAGAGGAAGGGCAAGGGAUCUUUCCGAGGUGCUCUGUCUCCAGGCCCUCAGAAAGCCUCUGCCACUUCCCCACGUAAGCGUGGAGCAGAAAACGCUGUGGUCCACUUCUUCCGCACGAUUGGCGACCAGAAGUCACAGUCCGCCAAAGCCAAGAAGGCCAGUGCAGGGGACGGCAAAGGCACCCUGACUAGGAUCUUCAAAAUGGGAAGCAGGAGUGCUUCUCCAGCCAAACGUUGAGGUCUCUUUCUACACCCCCAUCCAACAGGAGGGCAGAUGUUCAAGAACACGGGGCUGAAGUGGGGAAAAAAGAGGAAGAAAAUGAGGAAAUCUCGUCGCCCCGUAAACUCCCCUCCCCCUCCCUCUCUGAUAACACUCUAAUGUACGCUAAAUCCCUCAUCUCCCUGGUUACCCUCCCCACCCCUUUGGCUGGUAGAUAGCGACACAAUCUGUUGCCCCCCCCCACCUUGUCCCUCCCCUGCAUGCUUUGUGCUGAGUCUGUGCAGUCAUCAUCACUGGUGUGAACUGUUUGCUGAAAUUGAUCCUGAAGCCGCUCACGUGUGCAGCCUGAAUGACCCCCUGACCCCCCCCUUCGCCAUGGCUCUCUCCAACCCCACCCCGCCUGAGUUUCUCUGGACGUCUUCGACAGUUUCUCUAACAAACAGGGCGCCCAAACCGGAGCGUACCCGGAGCAGCUGAAGGUUGCGGCCGGUGCAAGUCCGACUGACUUGACCGUCACUGCCGCUCGCCGCCUGGUGGAACGGACCGGGUCGUCCCCGCUUUGGGAAAGAGCGGUUUUCUGUCUCGUCACACUGUCUUCGUCAGCCCCCUCCGACCUCUUCCGCGAGUUGUCUGUUUGUGGUGGAUUUAACAGACCUGACAUGAUUGUGAGAGCCAUGUGGUCGCCGCGUGUUUUCAGUCAACCCUUGUGUCUCAGCUGUGGUUAAGUGUCCUGUCCUGAAUGUGGUGUUGAUCUAUGUUUGUCGUUCGGGCCUAAGGCCUAAGGCUGAUUUUGUGGUAAAAAGUUAAUUUCUAAACCUUCUAAAUCAAUUUCAUGCAACAGCCAUUGAAAAAUAAAAUUUUAUAAAUCAGCCAUUUCUAAUGUAUCAUCCCUUUUUCAGUCUAUGGCAUGCACUAAUUUUCUAAAUGAUUUGGUCUGUUUUCCACCUUUAAAAACUGCCAGACUCUGGAUAUGAAGUGUGGCUCCAGGUUCAGACCUCUCCUCUUUGCUUCAGUGUAGUCCAGGCCCCCUCUUUCUUUGUCUUCACCGUCUCUCAAGCACAGCACUCAUACUGUAGAGUCAAGAAAACCCCUCGCUCAACAACAACAGGCGCCUUCCCUCCUGGCUACCACACCGACGUGCUGCCUUUCCUCCUUGUGGACGACUCAAAAACACAAACACAGUUUCAAAAAGGUGCUCCGUAACUAACCCUGUGCAGGUUUUCUGGGGGGAAAAAUGUUGAGGAAAAGCUCAGCACCACCACUUGUGCUGUUCGAAACGGCCAUCUUCCAAACGCGUAAAAAAAAACAACAAAAAAAACAAAAAAAAGCAGGUGUGUGUGAUCAUAGUGUAGCGUCCAUCUCUCCCACUGUCUGUGCGUGCUCGAGCCUCGUGAGUGCCGUGUGGUGUUUUUCUGAAUGGAUCCUGUGGAUGAAUGUAAAGAUCCUCUCCAUUAUUGUAUGUGUAAUAAAACAUGACCUGCCCCUUAACUGAGAAUAAAAAAUAAAAAUGACA